GCUCCGCUCCCAGCCAGCGCGAAGAAUCCGCUCCUGGUUUUGCAGAUCCGCUCAUCGCAGCGUAUACCUUUCUCUGACUCUCGCCACCACUCCAGCAUUGCUGUGCAAGCAGAUGUUCUCUCUCUGAUGCCAAUUCCGACAAUUUUCACAUUUGGAGAAGGCAUUCUUUCGCGCAAGGGUGCAAAAGUGACAAGAAAGCAACCGAAACUGCCUCCCUCCUCGGCUCAGUGAGAGAGAGGGAGACUUGUGAGGGGAUAGCGGCUUCUUGGAGAGAAACUGUACAGUGAAGCGGCGGCGGCGGACAGGGAAGAGGUUUUAUUUACCACACCUGUGAUGCGUUGUUCAGAGCAACGAAGACGCACGAGCGGGAUACUGAUGGCCACGCUACCGCACGAGGAUAUGUGUUGAGGAAGAGACUUGGGCGUUGUGUAAAAGGCGUAAAGUGCGUUAGAGGACACUCUUCGGACCUUUAAGAGCACCGUGUGCCAGUGUUUCUGCUCUGCUCCCUGCCUUUUUUUUUUUUUAAACUUAGGUGAUAAAAAAAAAAAAGCACGAAGAUGCCCUUUGUCCGCUGCACGUUCAGCGCCACGCUCCUUGUGCUCGUGCUGGAAGGCUUCACCUGCACUGGUUCAGAGCACACCGCCACCGCAACACUUCCCGCCGCCUUCAUGGACCUGUUACCUCACUUCCUGAUUGAACCGCAAGACGAGUUCAUUGUAAAGAACAAGCCUGUGACGCUGACCUGCCGCUCCACCCCAGCCACGCAGAUCUACUUCAAGUGCAACGGCGAGUGGGUUCACCAGGACGACCACUUGAUUGAAAGGACUGUUGACCCGGCAACAGCGCUGCCAAUCAUGAAGGUGACAAUUGACAUAACCAGACAGCAGGUGGAGAAGAUCUUCGGUCUGGAUGAGUACUGGUGUCAGUGUGUCGCCUGGAGCACCACUGGAACGCAGAAGAGCCAGAAAGCAUACAUCAGGAUUGCUUACCUGAGGAAGAACUUUGAGGAGGAGCCGCAGGGUAAAGAGGUGGCGUUGGACCAGGAGGUGUUACUGCGCUGCCAUCCCCCCGAGGGAGUGCCAGAAGCUGAGGUGGAGUGGCAGAGAAACGAGGAUGUUCUCAACCCAGCCAGUGACCCCAAUUUUUUCAUCACGGCUGACCAUAAUCUUGUCAUCAAAAAAGCCCGGCUGGCGGACACGGGCAACUACACAUGUGUGGCCAAAAAUAUCGUUGCUCGCCGAAAAAGCAACUCUGCCACGGUCCUAGUCUACGUCAACGGCGGCUGGUCCACAUGGACCACCUGGUCGUCCUGCAGCGCUGUGUGUGGGCGUGGCUGGCAGAAGAGGAGUCGGAGCUGCACCAACCCCACGCCACUGAAUGGAGGCACAUCGUGUGAGGGGCAGAACGUCCAGAAAAGUGCCUGUGUGGCCACCUGUCCAGUAGAUGGUGGCUGGAGUGAGUGGAGCAAGUGGUCAGCAUGUGGCGCGGACUGCUCGAUGUGGAGGAGCAGGGAGUGCACCCAGCCCUCGCCUGGCACCGGGGGCAAAGAAUGCCAGGGGCUCGACCUUCAGAGUCUCAACUGUACCAGCGAGCAGUGCCCACAGACUGUGAGUGGAGCCGAAGACGUGGCGCUCUACGUGGGCAUGGUGGCAGUGGCUCUGUGUCUGACUCUGCUGCUCAUCGUGGUGGUCAUGGUCUACCGGCGCAAGAAGGAGGGCCUGGACGCCGACGUGGCCGACUCCUCCAUCCUCACCACUGGCUUCCAGCCCAUGGGCAUCAAGCCCAGCAAGCCAGGUGUGUGGGCACCGCGGCCACGCAGGCCUCCCCCCCACAGCAAGAAUUCCCAUUUGCUCACCAUCCAGCCUGAUCUCACUACAACCACCACCAGUUAUCAGGGCACCUUACGCUCCCGCCACGACGCCACGGGAAAGUUUUCAAUGACCAACGGGCCUCUGCUGGAUCCACUUCCCAACGGCUCGCACACUCUGCACAAUGGCAAACUCAACUCAGACCCGUCGGAGUUUGUGAGCAGGCUGUCCACGCAAAGCUACUUUAAAACACUCUCCCGCGACGUCGCAAACACCUCCUAUGGGACAUUCAACUUCCUGGGAGGCAGGCUGACGAUCCCCAACACAGGAAUCAGUCUGCUCAUUCCUCCCGAGGCCAUCCCUAGAGGAAAGAUCUAUGAGAUUUAUCUCACUGUUCAGAGGAAGGAAGAUUUAAGGUUACCCUUGGCUGGAUGCCAGACCCUGCUCAGCCCCGUCGUGAGUUGUGGUCCUCCCGGGGUGGUCCUGAGCCGGCCGGUUAUCCUCAGCAUGGACCACUGCUCCGACGCAUGCCUUGACAACUGGGCCAUCCGCCUCAAGAAGCAGAACUAUGAGGGAGCUUGGGAGGACGUCCUGCUGAUGGGGGAGGAGCUGGUGUCGGAGCCCUAUUACUGCCAGCUUGAGGCCGAGACGUGUCGACUGUUCUCGGAGCAGCUGGGCACCCUCGCCCUGGUGGGAGAGUCCCUUCACAUGGGCGCAGCCAAGCGCCUGAGGCUGGUGCUCUUCUCUGACGCGUACUGCUCCACGCUUGAGUACAACAUCAGGGUGUACUGCAUGGACGACACGCAGGACGUCUUCAAGGAGGUGAUGCAGAUGGAGCGGCAGCUCGGGGGUCGGCUGAUUGACGAGCCCCACGUCCUGCUUUUCAAAGACAGCUACCACAACCUGCGCCUGUCCAUCCACGACAUGCCCCAGGCACACUGGAGGAGCAAGCUGCUAGCCGGCUACCAGGAGAUCCCGUUCUACCACAUCUGGAAUGGUUCCCAGCGGUACCUGCACUGCACGUUCACUCUGGAGCGGCUCAGCCUCAGCACCUGCGAGCUCACUUGCCAGCUUUGUGUGUGGCAGGUGGAGGGGGAGGGGCAGAGCUUUAGCCUCGACUUUAAUAUUGCUAAGGACACUCGAGCUGUCGACUCAGAGUUUCUUUUAAUGGACAGUAACGCCACAGCUCUGGCGGGGCCCAGCGCCUUUCAGAUCCCAUACCUCAUCAGGCAGAAGAUCUGCAGCAGCCUGGAUGCCCCCUGUCCCAACGGAGCUGACUGGAGAAUGCUAGCACAAAGACUUAAACUUGAGAGACACAUGAGUUUCUUUGCGUCCAAAGCGAGCCCGACCUCUGUGAUCCUGGACCUGUGGGAGGCGCAGCAUUUCCACAGCGGCAACAUCAACCAGCUGGCCACGGUCAUGGCUGACAUUGGCAAACAGGAAGCCAUGAUUUUCCUGGUCUCUGAUGGCGAGUGCUAACCCAGAAAAAGAGGGGAGACUGUUGACGCAGAGGAAAAGUACAGAACACAACAAAACACACACACACACACAAACUGCAGCAGGAAUGGAAGAGCAGAGCCGUCUCAAUGUCCCUCUUCUUUACUUAAAAGAUAGUGAAGGGUUUAUGUAGGAGUGAGUCACUAUAUUCCAUCAAACAGAGCAAAAUCUUUUACCGACAGACCAAAUGUGGGAAAAGAGUGUGUGGGAAAUGUAUCCAUGCACUCAGUAAAGAAAAUACCCUUUAUUUUCCAUAAAAGAAGUUAAAUGAGUCCACACCCUGGUUCUACUAUCAAUAUUUAAUUUAACUUCAUGCCUUUUCUAUAUAGCCCAUUUAUGGCUAAUAAGGAGCAAUAUGCAAACGUAAUGUUUUUACUUAUUGCCAAUAUUGCAAAUUCAGAGACUAAUUUUUGAACCUAAAAUAUAAUGUAUAAUAUUAUAAAAGGAACGUAACUAGAGGUGCCGGUCAUUUCAGGUUGAAAAGAAUGGAUGACAUAUGCAAUUGGCGGGUUUGUUUUAUGAUUUCAUCUCAGACACUGAGCAUAUUAACAAGGUCAUCAGGGUCAGUGAACCCCCCCCUUCAGUCCACUCCACUCCACAUCUCAUAUCUGUUCUUCUAUGUUUCCAGAAACACACACAGGCGGCUUGUAGCAGCACAUCCUGGACCUGCAGGUUUUAAAAUAGAUUGUAUGUCAGAGGCCCAAAAAACUCGUCUCAUCUUGUUUGUGGUUUUAGGUCUGGUAUCUGUACUGUGAAUGUUACAUCUUGACAUCUUGAUUCAGCGAGACGCUUCACAGCUUUUCCUGCUUCUAAAUCGAUAAAUGCGGGGUUUUGGUUCUUUGAACUGUUUUUGAGGGAGGAGUGAGAAACAUCUUCACUAAAGUCAUAUUUCAGAAAGCAUUGCUAUGUAAAGUCUGUGAUUUUCUUCUGUCCAGUCUCACAUUGGUUCAUUGUGGUGUUUUUUUUUUUCUGUUGCUUAUUUCACUGCACAUGACGGAGCCAUCGGUUCAAAAGGCGUUCCAGCUGCUUUUAUGUGAACACUGAAUGUUGGCAACACCCAUUUUCUUAAUUCCUUUUUUCCAGUGAUUAAUUUUGUAGCAGAGAGAUGUUCAACAGAAAAGAAGGUCAACCUGGUUAUUAUCUGGUCAUAAAUAAUGCAGAGCACUUUCCCGUUGAAAAUCUGACAACAAAUUCUUGGAAAUCUUCACCGGAUACGUCGUGUAGAAAGAGAAGCUGUGCAGCCUUGUUUUGUAUUAUUCAUAAAGCAAUGUUGGUGGGAAUUCUAUAUUUGCUGUGUGGCAAACAUAGCAGUAUUUCCACACCAGAGAAACACCUGUCUCACUGAAAGUAAGUGUGGUGAUUCAGUGUGUCAUGCCUCUGCUCACAGAAUAUGCUUUGAGAUGUUUUUUUCUUUUCUGUUUGCUGGCAGAAAUGAUCCACCAUAUUUGUGCAGCUAACCAUAACUACACAUCUGCUUAUCAUAUUUUGUUUCUUUGCAGUUAUGUACUUUUUUUUGUGUUAGUAAUAGAUCUGUUGGGUCAGGCAAACGUAAACAGAGUAUCUUAAAUGUCCACUGGUUCAGUAAUUACUCUUUGAAAAGAUGUGAGCAAUCCCAAAUUAGCCAUAGUUCUCUCUCCGUCUGCCUCAGGGUUGCAUGUGAAGUUGUCUUUUAAAGAUGUAAAGAGAGCCCGUUUUAUUAAAUCCCUUCUUCAAACAGUUGGCCCAUCCUCCUAUCAGCUCCUGUGGCUUCGACCUUUAACAUUUCCUGGGGCCUCUUUUAUGAUUGUCAGAUAUUAGAAUGUACAUUUAUGUUUCCUGUAGUGAGGAGAAGUACGUCUUUAUUUUGUUUUUUUAGAGGUAACGUUUCUUUUUGUGUGGCAUCUGCACCUUUUCAUCCUAUAAACACGCCUCCUCUUGACCAACAAGUUUUUACUAAACUUUGCUAUUUGAUGUCGAGAUGCCAUAUUUUACAUUUUUUUAAACUAACUUUAAGAAGUCCUCUGAUCAAGCCCCCUUUCUGACAAAAAAACGGUGAUAUCACCUUGAAUAAAUCUUUUCAUGUUGAAAUGCGUCAUCGUCACAUGUAAUCUGUAAAUACUUUUUCUAAACCAGCCGUGUGCUGUCACUUUGCAUACUGUAUAUCAGCAGAAUCGGUAACCAAAGUUUUCUGAGUAUCAUUUGAGGCCACUCAUCCUCCUCUCGUAUCCAUUUAAUGUUCUGUUGUUUUAGCGUUGAUUUGAAUGCAGCUAGAAUAGAGGAAGUCAUAGUUUGUCUUUUCAAAGUUCAAAUCCUUUUUUCUUUACUUUUGUCUUUGAGGCAAAGUUAACACUGUUGGUUUACGCGGUAAUAUGUGUCUGUUUGUUUGAUCACUUUGUAAAGAAAUGUAAAUUAUAUUUUAAUAUGAAGCCAAAAAAAAAAACACUUAACUGGCGCAGCAUUUGUCAAGUCUAAACCGUGACGUGUUUGCCUAUAUACUGUUCUCUGGCGAUCUGGCAGUGAAGACUUUUUGCAGUGUUAAGAGUUUAGAAAGUUUCUUUACAUAUUCUGUUUGUCCUUACUCUGCAUAUGAAGUCUACCUGAUGAUUCCUCUAACUGUAAGCAUUUAAAUACAAGGUGGAAGUAGUCACUAACACUUGGUGGAUCACUACACUGGGACUGUGUGGAGGCUCAUUGAAGAAAGAGGACAUCAGUCCUUGGACACUGACGGGCCAGUGUUAACACAGCAUGUUUCAGUCGUGUGUGGAACUCCAUCACCCGUCAUUGUCCUGGUUGUGUUGUCUAAGCACAUUUCAGUAAUGUAAUUCACCAGCCGCCAGGAUGUUCAGCAUCUAUCUUUACAUCUAGCUUGUCUGACAAAUCUAUGAAAUCUGCAAUUACUGUGUCUGUGAUGAAUACAGUUUCAAAUCUGGGCCUGAUCGUUCUGUGGAAGAAUCGUACAUGCUUUGUUCAACGCUUUCCCCCAAAAGUUUGGGGUACAAUUGUUACAUUUCACUACUGUACUUUUUGUGUCACUCAUUACUAUUCAGUGUCAAGGAUGUGUGUGUGUGUGUGUUAGUGUGUAUGUACCUCCCCAUCGCUCUGACUGAAUGGUUUCCUUUUUGAACUAAGAACAAUAGACUCGUGUACUUGUGGAUGGUUUUUCUAUUUAGUUCCUUGAUUCAAUGUCCCUUGCCUUUUCUGCAAGUCAAAAAUGCUGUAUUUAUUACAUGCCACAGCGCUUAUGCAAUUGUAUAAUCCUUCUGUUUGUUUCAGUUUUUCCUUUUUUUUUUUUUAACCUUUUGUGUUCCUUAUCGUCAAUGUAAAUUGUUGUCAAAACUUUUGUGGCAAUGAAAAACUUCUGCUGAGGGAGAUUUUCUGUACUUUUUGGACAAUGAUAUGGAUUUGUGGGUAGAAUUUUGGAAAUUCGUUUCUAAGUGCUUUCAAGUAUUUACUUGGCCUUAUGUAUAUAUAUAUCUAUGACAUUUCAGAAAGGUAUGUAAAGUAAUUCAACCUGAAAUUGUUGUAAAUAAAUUAUAUAUUGUUAAA
Labrus mixtus (cuckoo wrasse) is the source of this 6830-nucleotide messenger RNA. It is a transcript of the gene unc5a, whose product is annotated as unc-5 netrin receptor A. NCBI's taxonomy places the organism in Eukaryota, Metazoa, Chordata, Actinopteri, Labriformes, Labridae. The transcript is spliced from 16 exons. Gene Ontology annotation, cellular component: membrane. Gene Ontology annotation, biological process: netrin-activated signaling pathway; anterior/posterior axon guidance. Bases 558 to 3287 code for a protein of 909 amino acids. Gene Ontology annotation, molecular function: protein binding; netrin receptor activity. The record is from RefSeq and is a predicted model, not a curated record.